UCCAAAGCCUGAUUGAGUUCAAUGGCUCAACAAAUGGCGACGAGGAUGGAGCCAAGCGAAGAAAACCUUCGGUGUGUACCAGUAAAUUUUAUUGAAUUCUAUGACCACUCAACAAAAUUUUCAAGAUGGUUGGAGCGUUUGGAAAACGCAUUCUACAUUUACAAAAUCAGAGAAUUUGAUCUAAAAAGGUCGUAUUUACUACAUUACAUCGGGGCUCAAACAGAUAGAUUUAUUGGCGCCAAAUGAACCCAAGGACGUUAAUUAUCAGGAAUUAAAAAUCAUACUGAAGGAGCAUUUUGACCCAACGCUGCUCGAAAUAGCGGAAUAUUCCAAAUUCCACCACAGAAACAAAUGGAGGGUGAAUCGGUCAGAGAUUAUUUGGCAGCGUUACUAAAAUAAGCCUCAACUUGCAAUUUUGGAGUUUUCCUAAAUACGGCACGUAGAAAUCAAAUUGCAUGGGCUAAGCGAUCAAAAAGCACAAGAAAAACUGUUAGAAUCAAGAACGUUAACAUUAGAAAGAACGAUGGAAAUAGCUCUUAGUUCGGAAAUAAGAAGAACAGAGGUGGAUGUUAAUGCCAUUAAGAAUAACUGGAAUAAAAAGAAGAUAGAAAAUGUUUGUUGCUGAACACAAUCUACCAUUCACUAUUAUGGAGCACCUACUGAAGUUAAUGCAACCCGUUUGUCCUAAUUCAAAAAAAAGCAAAAGAAAUAAAAUGCUCUUCGACCAAAACUCAUGACAUAACUGAUCAUAUUAUAGGUAAAGAAAGUUUCAAUAAAUUGAUGUGAAGAUCUAGAGUAAACUAAGUUUUCGCUUAUUAUUGACGAGUUGACUGAUCUUAGUAAAACCAAACACAUGUGCUUAGUUGUGAGAUAUGCGAAAAUGAAUCGUAUUAAAGAUUGUUUUUUAGCUCUUAUUCCAUUAGAAGAAGCUAAUGCAGCAACCAUAUUUGAACACAUUGUAAACUUUUUUAGAAGCAAUAAUAUUCCAUAUAAACAUAAUCUAAUAGGUUUUACAUCUGAUGGGGCAAACGUCAUGAUGGGACGUAAUAAUUCUGUUGUAAUAUUGCUGCAAAAAGAAAUUCUCAACAUUUUUAUACUUAAAUGCGCCUGCCAUUCGUUUCAUCUUUGCGCGUCAUAUGCUUGUACCAAAUUGCCACGCUUUAUAGAGGAUCUAGCCCAAAAAGAGUGGCAGAGUUUAAAAACUUUCAAAUGUUUUCAAAAUACCCAUCUCAAACACGCUGGUUGUAAGUACUACAUAUGUGAAGAGAAUAUUGGAACAAUUCUCUGCUCUAAAACUAUUUUUUUUAGAUCAAAUCUUUUAGCUGCAGAAUAUAUUUUACAGAAGCUCCAAGAUCCCACAACGAUAUUAUUUAUGGAAUUUUUAGAUUUCGUAUUAUUAUUAUUUACCGGUUUAAAUAAAGAAAUGCAAUCAGAACACCCGAAAAUGCAUAAUUUAAAACAAAAGGAAAACUGUUCCACAACUGAAACUCGAUGACAGCUGAUGUACAUAAGUUUGGUGUUGCCAGACACAUGAAUAAUGUUAGUUCCUCAAAAACAUUCAUGUCACGAUUUUAUAAACAAACUGUACUAUGGUGCUGCAGUGUCUAAUAUACUACUAAGUAGUUCAGAAAAUCUAAACUCAGAUCAAGUUUUGUAUAAAUGCAGAUGCCUAGAUUUUUAUAUCGAAGCUAGUAAGCAAAUAGCCACGCGGUUUCCAUUGAAA
Molecule: messenger RNA, 1723 nt
Organism: Chilo suppressalis (striped riceborer)
Lineage: Eukaryota; Metazoa; Arthropoda; Insecta; Lepidoptera; Crambidae
Source: the annotation of a GenBank genome assembly